This is a messenger RNA of Corticium candelabrum, 813 nucleotides long. RefSeq lists its product as uncharacterized. Gene Ontology annotation, cellular component: chromosome, centromeric region; MIS12/MIND type complex; nucleus. Gene Ontology annotation, biological process: mitotic cell cycle; mitotic sister chromatid segregation; kinetochore assembly. The transcript has 9 exons. The coding region runs from base 45 to 653 and encodes 202 amino acids. The record is from RefSeq and is a predicted model, not a curated record. Lineage: Eukaryota; Metazoa; Porifera; Homoscleromorpha; Homosclerophorida; Plakinidae.
CAAGAGUAAUACCCCGGAUAUCAUUUGUUUUGCGCGGUAGAAAGAUGGAUGAGUCAAAUGAGUUUUCAUCUCGAAUGCUUUACUCUGCGCAACUACUGGGCUAUCAUCCUCUCUGCCCGAUGCGCGAAUUUGGUUUUGUUGGCUACGUUGAAGAGGCUUUGGAGUCUUUGAGAGAAGCUACCGAGGAGGAGUUUGAUAAGAUGAGUGAUGAAUUUAAAUGUCAACUACGAGAGGGUAUGAAAUCAUUGUCCAGUUAUGUUAUGCAAGUUGUUUACAAGACUUUGGGCAAGUUAGAGUCUGCAGCUCUUCACAACAUGUGUAUUCCUAGCACAGUAGCUCUCUCUGAAGACAAGGUUGAUUCUCGUUGGCUCAGUUGCACAGACGCUGAUCAAAGAAAAGUUGAAAAGAAACUUUGUGAGGUUCCAGAGAGACUCAAAGCAUUGAAGUUUAUGAACGAAAAAUUAAAGCAGGAACUUCAAGAUUUAGAGUCAGCUCAGUCAUUACUAGAAAAAAGGUUACAAACAAAUCUGGCAAUUCAAGAAAUGGUUCGAAAGCAAGGCGUGGUAUCUUUUGUUGAGUCGACUGCCUAUAAUAUGCAGCAAUUGGAGGAACUGGGUGACAAGCUGAAGCUACUGCAAGAUCAGACCGAGUAGAAUCUAUAAAUUUGGUAGCGACAACUGAUUAUCUACAACAAACCCUUUAAUUAAUUUGUUAUUAACACAAAUACCGUGACUAAUAUAUAAAUUAGUAUUAUGUAGCCAGUCUUCUCCCCUCUUUGAAUUAAACACCGCUCAUUCUCUUGCCAAAAAUUAA